This is a messenger RNA of Diceros bicornis minor, 2640 nucleotides long. RefSeq names its product angiopoietin 1 (gene ANGPT1). The coding region runs from base 162 to 1658 and encodes 498 amino acids. The transcript has 9 exons. NCBI's taxonomy places the organism in Eukaryota, Metazoa, Chordata, Mammalia, Perissodactyla, Rhinocerotidae. Gene Ontology annotation, molecular function: receptor tyrosine kinase binding. The record is from RefSeq and is a predicted model, not a curated record. Gene Ontology annotation, biological process: angiogenesis; Tie signaling pathway.
AACAAAUGGCUAGUUUUCUGUGAUUCUUCUUCAAAAGCUUUCUUUGAGGGGGAAAAAGUCAAACAAACAAGCAGUUUUACCUGAAAUAAAGAACUAGUUUAAAGGUCAGAAGAAAGGAGCAAGUUUUGCGAGAGGCACGGAAAGAGAGUGCUGGCAGUACAAUGACAGUUUUCCUUUCCUUUGCUUUCCUCGCUGCCAUUCUGACUCACUUAGGGUGCAGCAACCAGCGCCGAAGUCCAGAAAACGGUGGGAGAAGAUAUAACCGGAUUCAACACGGGCAAUGUGCCUAUACUUUCAUUCUUCCAGAACACGACGGGAACUGUCGUGAGAGUACGACAGACCAGUACAACACAAACGCUCUGCAGAGAGAUGCUCCACACGUGGAACCGGAUUUCUCUUCCCAGAAACUUCAACAUCUGGAGCAUGUGAUGGAAAAUUAUACUCAGUGGCUGCAAAAAAUUGAGAAUUACAUUGUGGAAAAUAUGAAGUCGGAGAUGGCCCAGAUACAGCAGAAUGCAGUUCAGAACCACACGGCCACUAUGCUCGAGAUAGGAACCAGCCUCCUCUCUCAGACGGCAGAGCAGACCAGGAAGCUGACAGAUGUUGAGACCCAGGUACUAAAUCAAACUUCUCGACUUGAAAUACAACUGCUGGAGAAUUCAUUAUCAACAUACAAACUAGAGAAGCAACUUCUUCAACAGACAAAUGAAAUCCUAAAGAUUCAUGAGAAAAACAGUUUAUUAGAACAUAAAAUCUUAGAAAUGGAAGGAAAGCACAAGGAAGAGUUGGAUACCUUAAAGGAAGAGAAAGAGAAUCUUCGAGGCUUGGUUACUCGUCAAACAUAUAUAAUCCAGGAACUGGAGAAACAAUUGAGCAGAGCCACCACCAACAACAGUGUCCUUCAGAAGCAGCAGUUGGAGCUGAUGGACACAGUGCAUAACCUUGUCAACCUGUGCACUAAAGAAGGUGUUUUACUAAAGGGAGGAAAAAAAGAGGAAGAGAAACCAUUUAGAGACUGUGCAGAUGUAUAUCAAGCUGGUUUUAAUAAAAGUGGAAUCUACACUAUUUAUAUUAAUAAUAUGCCAGAACCCAAAAAGGUGUUUUGCAACAUGGAUCUUAAUGGAGGAGGUUGGACUGUAAUACAACAUCGUGAAGAUGGAAGUCUGGAUUUCCAAAGAGGUUGGAAAGAAUAUAAAAUGGGUUUUGGAAAUCCCUCUGGUGAAUAUUGGCUGGGGAAUGAAUUUAUUUUUGCUAUAACCAGUCAGAGGCAGUACACACUAAGAAUCGAGUUAAUGGACUGGGAAGGAAACCGAGCCUAUUCCCAGUACGACAGAUUCCACAUAGGAAAUGAAAAGCAAAACUACAGGUUGUAUUUAAAGGGUCACACUGGGACAGCAGGAAAACAGAGCAGCCUGAUCUUACACGGUGCUGAUUUCAGCACUAAAGAUGCUGAUAAUGACAACUGUAUGUGCAAAUGUGCCCUCAUGCUAACGGGAGGCUGGUGGUUUGAUGCUUGUGGCCCAUCCAAUCUGAAUGGAAUGUUUUAUACAGCGGGACAAAACCAUGGAAAACUGAAUGGCAUAAAGUGGCAUUACUUCAAAGGGCCCAGUUACUCCUUGCGUUCCACAUCCAUGAUGAUUCGACCUUUAGACUUUUGAAGGCACAAUGUCAGAAGCAAUUAUAAAAGCAACAAAGAAAUCUGGAGAAGCUACCAGAUGAGAAACUGCUUGAAAACUUCUGAAGCAAACAAUAUUGUUUCCCUUCCAGCAACAAGUGGCAGUUAUGUGAAGUCAUCAAGGUUCUUGACUGUGGAUUGGGAGCCUUUUGCGUUCACAAAAGUCUCUGCUUGGGGUUACCAUGUUCAUAUGGCUUAACUAUAGAGAAAGCCACUCAUUGUCAUGCUGUAAAAAGGGAAGAAAUUGCUCAGCUCGCUGUGCUUCAAACUACUACUGGAUCUUAUUUUGGAACUAUGGUAGCCAGAUGAUAAAUAUGGUUUGUUUAAUGUAAAACAGAAGAAAAAGAAGAAAAUGAACAAUAACAACAAAAAAGAAUAUACAUAAAGAAUAGCAACAGACCUGCCAUAAUCCUUUGGAAAGGAUGUAUUAUACCAGUGAAAUGGUGUUACUUCUAUGCAAACCUACUAACAGUAAGUUUAUACUAUUGCACAAUUUUAAUAAAAGUUCAGGAAGAACAGCAUUGCCCUCUGAAUUGGUUAAAUGUUAAUGGAUUUCGGAAGCCUAAUUCCUAAAUCAUACUUACUAGUUGAUUUCAGUUAACUCAUCUUCAAAUGUAAAUUUCAUUUUGGAAACCAUAAAGAAUUUUAGUGCAUGAAGAACAACGUGUGAGGUAGAAACAUGCUCCAUUACUCUUUGAUUUUUUGCUACAGUUUUCAGAAAAAAAUGGACAUAAUCAAGUAUGGACAUACGAGGUGAAAAAUUAUCCCCCAUGCUACAGUUUUCAUUUACUUUAAAAACUGACUGACUGAGAUAUAAAUAUAUUUAUAGCCUGAGUAAAGUUUAAAGAAUGUGAAAUAUAUCAUCAAGCUCUUAAAAUAAUAUACAUGCAUUUAAUAUUUUCUUUGAUAUUAUACAUGAAAGCAGUGUUUUAGAGUGUAUUAAGUUGAAGUAAAACCAAGUAAAC